Molecule: messenger RNA, 1686 nt
Organism: Mucor velutinosus
Lineage: Eukaryota; Fungi; Mucoromycota; Mucoromycetes; Mucorales; Mucoraceae
Exons: 3
Coding region: 1-1686 (561 amino acids)
Cellular component (GO): mitochondrion
Molecular function (GO): metalloendopeptidase activity; metal ion binding
Source: RefSeq, a predicted model, not a curated record
AUGACUUCUCGUCUCCUAAACUCUGCCUCAAGAGCCAUCUUGAGACCUAGCAGUUCAGCAUUGAAAAAUGGCACAUCAUCCAUCAUCAGACGUUCGGAAUCCACUGUCCCUUACAAUGGCAAGACCACUGUAAAAGGCUUCCCUACCAUUGUGCAAGAGUAUUCAAAGGCAUCCACUGGCCUCUGUAAAGUUACAACGCUUCCCAAUGGCAUCCGCGUUGCAUCCGAAAACACACCAGGUCAUUUCAGCGCUGUAGGCGUCUAUGUCGAUGCUGGUAGUCGCUACGAAACUGCUACAACCCGAGGUGUCAGCCAUAUUUUAGAUAGACUAGCAUUCAAGAGCACAGCCAACCGCUCUGCCGAUCAAGUUGUUGCUGAAUUAGAGUCAUUGGGAGGCAAUAUUAUGUGCUCUUCCUCUCGUGAAUCCAUCAUGUAUCAAUCUGCCAUCUUCUCACAAGACUUGAGCAGAGUUUUAUCACUUUUCUCUGACGUUGUUUGCCAUCCCACUGUCAAUAGUGCCGAAGUAGAAGAACAACGUCAAACAGCACUAUACGAAAUUGAAGAGAUUUGGUCAAAGCCAGAGAUGAUUUUACCAGAAAUUUUGCAUACAGUCGCUUACGAAGGAAAUACACUUGGCAAUCCCUUGUUAUGUCCACCUGAGAACUUGGAAUCGAUGACACCUGACUUGAUCCGCGACUACAUGAAGACAUGGUAUCGCCCUGAACGCAUGGUUAUUUCUGCUUGUGGUGCUGAGCAUGAUCAAGUGGUUGAUUUAGCUGUCAAAUACUUUGGCGAUGUACCCAAAUCCAAAGAGAACUUAGACUCUGUCAUGACACAUGUCGAAGCUUUGAAGAAGCAAUACACGCAAGCACAAAAUGCCAGUAGCAAUAAUGGCAAGUCUUUUGUCAAAUCAUUAUUCAACAACUCCAAAAAGCAACAGCAACAAGAGGGUCUCACACCUUUUGAACUGGCAACUCAACCUGCUCAAUACACUGGCGGAAGUAGCUUUAUGGAAACCGGCCCUGAAUCACCAUUGACACAUGUGUAUGUUGCAUUCGAGGGCCUUUCCAUCGACGAUCCAGAUAUUUACGCUCUCACUACGCUUCAAAUAUUGCUCGGUGGAGGUGGAUCCUUCUCUGCUGGUGGUCCAGGCAAGGGCAUGUACUCUCGUCUCUUUACGCAUGUCUUGAAUCAGCACUACUGGGUUGAAUCAUGUCAAGCAUUCAAUCACUGCUACACAGACUCUGGUCUCUUUGGUAUUGCUGGAUCAUGUCAACCUGAAUAUGCCAAUGCUCUUGUUGAAGUCAUUUGUCGUGAAUUGGAUAUUGUUGCCAGAGGCGAUGUUGGACAACUCGCAGUGACAGACAUUGAAUUGAAUCGUGCCAAAAAUCAAUUAAAGAGCUCGCUCUUGAUGAAUCUGGAAAGUCGCAUGGUACAAUUAGAGGAUCUUGGUCGACAAAUUCAAGUGCACGGUAAAAAGACUGGCAUUGACGAAAUGUUGGCCAACAUUGAUAAGGUUGACGUGAAUGAAUUGAGACGUGUGGCCAGUCGUGUUGUUCGUGGUGCAGUCAGUGUCACCAGUGGUGGCAGUGGAAAGGCUACUGUCGUUGUACAAGGCAAUCUUCAAGGCUUGCGUGAUGUUAACAAGACAAUUGAUAAAUACGGUUUGGGUAGUGGUAGCAAUUAA